AUGUCGUCGCCCAAGGGUCCUUUUAAGUUGAUAACCGUCAACACCGCACCUGAGCGUGCGAAGCGUCUCAUCGGCCGCAUGGUUGAAGCCCUCAAAGAUCAGUAUACGAUCGACUAUGUCGCCAACUGCGAGAUAGCAUGUGUAGGAAUAGAUGAGGUCGAGGCCAAAGUGAAGGAACACCAACCAGACGUCCUGUUUUGUGCUUCCAUGUGGACAGCAGAGGAGUCCGCCCAGAUCUUUUCUAUCGCAAGGGCGAUUAGACCGGAUGUCAAGACGCAUGCCAUCCCUCAUGGACUGCAAGUCGAGAGAGGGCCAGAUGCGAUCGUCGAGCACCUUCUUGAGAACGUCCCAAAGCUGCUUGACCAGUAA
Molecule: messenger RNA, 369 nt
Organism: Colletotrichum truncatum
Lineage: Eukaryota; Fungi; Ascomycota; Sordariomycetes; Glomerellales; Glomerellaceae
Source: RefSeq, a predicted model, not a curated record